CGCGUUGGUGAAUUUGAACAAUUGUUCCCUCCCUGUCUGUUCGCUGGGGAGUGUCGAAAUCGGACGACACGUGAACGCAGCAGCGGUCCAGGCUGAGCUCAGCUCUCCUCACGGACUCGCACACUGUAUCGAUGAAGUUGUUUCAAAGAUGGCGGACUUCCUGCCGUCCCACUCCCUUUUAUCAUUAUGUUUUCCGAACUGUUUCCUAACGAGCGGGGAGGCAGAGCAGCUGCGGAGGUCCAGAGAGAUAGACAAGUGUAUCAGCCGAGAUAAGACUUACGUUAAAAGGUUAGUGAAGAUCUUACUACUCGGAGCGGGAGAGAGCGGCAAGUCCACCUUCCUCAAACAGAUGCGCAUUAUCCAUGGGGAAGACUUCGAUCAGAAGGCCAAAGAAGAGUUCAGAGCCACGAUUUUUAGCAAUGUUAUUAAAGGUGUCCGGGUGUUGGUGGACGCGCGGGAGAAGCUUCACAUCCCGUGGGGCGACCCGUCCAACCAGCAGCACGGGGAGACCAUGAUGGCGUUCGACACCCGAUCCGCCAUGGCCCACGGUCACGGCAUGGUGCAGCCCAAAGUCUUCCAGCACUACCUGCCGUCCAUCCGGGCCCUGUGGGCCGACGAGGGCAUCCAGAACGCUUACGAUCGGCGCCGGGAGUUCCAGCUGGGCGAGUCAGUCAAGUACUUCCUGGAUCAUUUGGAAAAGCUCGGAGAGUCGAACUACCUUCCCAGCCAACAGGACAUCCUGCUGGCCAGGAAGCCCACCAAGGGGAUCCACGAGUACAGCUUUGAGAUCAAGAAUGUUCCCUUCAAGAUGGUGGACGUUGGCGGUCAGCGGUCAGAGAGGCGCCGCUGGUUCGAAUGCUUCGACUCGGUCACCUCCAUCCUCUUCCUCGUCUCUUCCUCUGAGUACGAUCAGGUGCUGAUGGAGGACCGGUACACCAACCGGCUCGUGGAGUCGCUCAGCAUCUUCGAGACCAUCGUUAACAACCGGGUCUUCAGAAACCUCUCCAUCAUCCUGUUCCUCAACAAGACGGACCUGCUGGAGGAGAAGGUGAAGCAGGUCUCCAUCAGGGACUACUUCCCCGAGUUCUCGGGCGAGGCCGGCAGCCUGGCGGCCGUGCAGCGCUUCCUGGUGGAGUGCUUCCGCAGCAAGCGGCGCGACCAGCAGCAGAAGCCGCUCUACCACCACUUCACCACGGCCAUCAACACGGAGAACAUCCGGCUGGUGUUCCGCGACGUCAAGGACACCAUCCUGCACGACAACCUCAAGCAGCUGAUGCUGCAGUGAUGGAGCGGACCGGAGCGAGCGGAGGAGGGGGUGAUGCAGACAGAACCGGGUGACCCAGUGCCUUCAUGCCUACAGUAUCCCUGCACCCCACGCUAACCUCAACUCCCCUCCUGCUCCUGUUUGAACUCAGACUGAGUAUUAAAGCCACCACUACUACCCCCAACUGUGACUGAUGACAGCCAGCUGUGGCUGAGAGCCUCUGAAAGAGACCUCUGCAGUAUUCCAUCAUGUGUUGCUCUGAUGCUCUGACCAGUGUUAGUUAGUAUUAGGAAUCGUCUAAUCAUGUCAUGUCCUCUAAUCUCCGAUCGUACCGAUGAGUUCUAUUCUCCAUUCGCCGAGGGGCCCCAUCAGCUCUGGCCCUUCUGGGGCCUCCGCUCAGGGCUCAGCAGGGGCCCCCUCUCUGAUUUGAGGCGGAUCAGAACCGCCAGGACACCAGGCCUGGACACGAGGAGACUUCCUGUGCUUGGAAAGCAGAAGUCCGGCCUCGUUCAGGCUGAUGAAGUAUUUUGAUGUUUAGUGUGCAGAAGGUUUUUUUCAGGUUUCUAAGAGAUUUUCAGAGCAGCUCAGAUCAACGAUGCCAAACCGUUCCCUCCUCUAUCAGACCUUUACUUUGUUUGAACCACUUAAAGUGAUGAUGGUAAAAUACUGCGGUGGCCCAGUUUGUGUUUACUGCCUGAGAUGUUCUGAAUGGUACCGGUACCUGACCCGCCAGGCUCUUCCUCACCCUGGUUUCCAAACAAAAGGAAGUACUGCUACCUGUGUGCUGCUCCGCGGCUCCCCCUGCUGGCCGCUUCUAUUGUAUAAAAUGUAUGUAGAUCUGCCAGCCCAAUCUGCUGUGGAGGUUGUUUCUCAUGUUGGAAGGUUCUGAUCCAUUUGUUCACUCUGAACGGUUCGACUGACCUCUGUAAAUCUCUGACCCGUUCUGUUGAUUCUAGCUUUAGAGAGGAGACGUCACACUUUGCGACAGAGAGCACUCACUCUCACUCUUGACUCACAGCAGAGAGAGAGGAACCGGAUAUUUCCAAGUGUCUUCAGCGUCUUUUGGUAGCGAUAAGUGCGCUUUCCAUCCCUUAACUCUGUCUGGAAAACGUUACUGAGCUUCAUUCAGCCUUCCUGUUAUCUACUCAGUUCACCUUGAACUGCAGACAUGGAGAAAAUCCAACUUCAUGUGCCUUCCUCUGAUACGAAGGCGGCUAACGAGGAGUCCCGUUAGCCGAGUUAUGGUUGGACAGAAGGACGGGACGAACUACAGGACGACUUGAAGGGAGAGUUUUGCAGAUCUUUAGACGGAGCAGGCUGGCUAACGGCUGAGUGGUGUUCAUGUUGCAAAGCCAGACAAGAAAGUUCUGUCCGUGUCAGGGGGAGUGCGGGGGGUUUGCGUGUGUGUAAUGUGUGUAGAUGAAGCAACGCUCUGUUUACACACAGAGACACUCUGUGUCCGGCCGGCUGCUCUGUCCAGAGGAGUGUCCUCUGUCUGGACUGCUGUCUCGCCAUGCCGUCGGUGGCACCGACAGUGAGUUUCAGUAGAAGGAAGGCCGCUGUCCCGCCUGCCGUGUGUGACUCCUGGAGUCUAAGCGGAGAUGGGUUGGUUCCAGCAGAUGGCGCUAGCGCCUUGCCUGAGACGGAUGGAGGUGAGGGGCGACACCUGCUGACCCGCCAUGGUGUCACUUAUUCACUGGGAUGUUAUUUACGUAGCAACUGGAGGCCAUUCACACAGGAAGUGGAGGUCAGAGGUGAAGUGCCUCCCAUGGCCUUCAUGUAUAAAACAAUGUUCACUUCAACUGGUGUGAUAUUUUUGCUUGUUUUACAGUGUUUUUACUUUUGUAUCACAGUAACUCUGAAAAUACACACUUUGCAUGUCGCAUUCUUAGUAGGAUGAUCAUAGGUGACGCACUGCCUCCAACCCCUAUUUCCUGUUUAAAUGUUUCUCAGGUUGUGUAAAAGGUUGAAAGAAUGAUGAAAGGCUGGUUAUAUAAGCCGUUUUGGCUGUUUUCCGAUUGGACUUUGAAGACUCGCCUGAAGACUUGGCGAUGGAUGUACCUCAGCCGCUCCUUUAACAGAAGCUCACCUUGGAAAUCCUGAACUGUCCCUGUAAAUAAAGUGGCAGAUGCUGAUUCUUUUUUUUUUUUAGGUGUGGUUUGCACUAAGACAGAUGUGGGAGAGGAACAUCUGGUGCUGAUGUUUGGACUUCUCUACGCUGAGUGUGAGGAAGGCAGAUUGAGCACUCACUGAUUUGGACUCGUUUCCUGCUGUUCUGAACGAGCGGCCCGCAUAAUGAGGCAUUUUUUAACCUUAGGAUAUCUGUAACACUUUGUACCAUCAGGGUGCUGCUUCUGCAGACUGUGGGUUGUGAACGUUGUGUGUUGUGUUGGUACCGCAGAUGUGAAUCUGCUGCAGCAGCUCCUUGGAGGUCUCACUCUGACCUGUUUUUGACAGAGCAAAACGCCUGAUUGGCUCGUCACUCUGCUGACCGCCUUCUGAAGUUUUUAUUGGGCUUCAAAUCACUUUUUUUUUUUUUUUUAAGCUGGGCAUGUGAAAUUGGACCAACGGCACUUUCUCUUACAUUAGAAGUAUUUUUUUGGACUAAACUUUAUGCCUUACUUCUACAUGUCAUGCCCAUGUCUCCAUGGCAACUCUGCAACCAUUAUUAUUCUGACUAACUUUUUCUAACAACACUGAAGCCUUAUGUGAUGCAAUGUCACACUCUGAAGGGUUACUGUUCUUCCAAACCUCCAGAUGUUGCACAAUAUGUCUUACUGUCUCCGGUUGCCUUCUACCGUUUUCCUGUUGCUGGUGCUGAAAGUUGCCUCCUGGUUGGUGAACCUGACUCUUCAGACCCAUAACUACAGUUAGAGGUGCAGAGUUCUAAGUUUCUCUGCAGUCACAGAAAUGAAACACAUGUCUGAUUCCCCUCGGAGGGAAGUCAGCUUUUGCAAGGUCUAAGCUCUGACGCAGCACUACUCUAUAGAAAUGAGAGUUUUUAUGCCGCCAUCUUGUUUAAACUAUGUUAGCAACAGUUUAUUAGUCUCUUUGUCGACACACAAAAUGCCAUGUCUUUGUGUAAUGUUGUUGCCAUUUAAUAUUGUAUUUGUGCUCCCAGUUUGGGUUUGUUCUGAUAACACAGCUCUGGCUGUAAAGUCUAACUUAUAAUGUCUUAACCGCCGACACUCCUCAAUAAAUCAGCUGAUUUUUAA
Poeciliopsis prolifica (blackstripe livebearer) is the source of this 4479-nucleotide messenger RNA. It is a transcript of the gene gna13b, whose product is annotated as guanine nucleotide binding protein (G protein), alpha 13b. Lineage: Eukaryota; Metazoa; Chordata; Actinopteri; Cyprinodontiformes; Poeciliidae. Gene Ontology annotation, cellular component: heterotrimeric G-protein complex; brush border membrane. The record is from RefSeq and is a predicted model, not a curated record. The transcript is spliced from 5 exons. Gene Ontology annotation, biological process: adenylate cyclase-activating G protein-coupled receptor signaling pathway; Rho protein signal transduction. Gene Ontology annotation, molecular function: GTPase activity; G-protein beta/gamma-subunit complex binding; D5 dopamine receptor binding. The coding region runs from base 149 to 1285 and encodes 378 amino acids.